CCAACAUCAAACGCAGCAUCAGAUGCAACAACAUCAGCAGCAGCAGCAGCAGCAGCAGCAGCAGCAGCAGCAGCAGCAGCAGCAGCAGCAGCACCAUCAUCCACUUCAGCAGCCUCUCCAAAUUCAGAUCCCUGUUACCUCCAUGUCAUCCGGACAGACUUCAGGUGCAGCGAUGCUCCAGCAGGGGGCGCUGCAGAUACAGAUCCCUCAUCCACCUGCUGAUUUAGUGGUUGAGAGAGCAUUGGGGGUUGAACACGAGCACCUCCUGAAAAUCAAAAGCAUGCGGCAAACUCAACAGCUGGCUGAAGGCGAUACAUUGGUGUUUAGUGCCCCUCUGGAGCUCAGUAAGAUGAACCCCCCGCCCCCCUACCCCGGGACAGUGGCUGCCGCUGUAGCAGCUGCAGCAGCUGCUGCCGCCUCAGCAUCCGCUGCAGCCUCCAGUCUUGCAUCUGGAUCAGGAGGGGGCCCCAGUGGGACUCCUCCCCCUGGAGAACUGUCACUAAAGAAGGGCGAGUUCUCACUUUAUCCUUCAGGUCAGCAACAAGCUCAGUACCCCACACCCCUGGGAUAUGAGAGGAUAACAACAUUUGACAGCAGUGGCAAUGUGGAGGAAGUAUGUCGUCCUCGAACACGCCUUGUCUGCAAUCAGAAUGUGUACACACUCCAGGGACCUGGCAGCUCCGCCACUCUCAGGGUCACCUCCUCCUCCUCAGCUGACAAGAAGAACCAGCUUCCCUACACCUCUGCCACACUCAACAGACUCACCGCACCUCGCUAUUCCAUACCCAGCGGAGACCCGCCCCCGUACCCUGACCCGGCUAAUCAGAACAGUGCUGUUGGCAGGAACCCUGGACAGAGGCUUGACAGCAGUUUGAUCCACGCCACUCUCAGGAGGAACAGCCGAGAGGCCGCUCUCAAAGUCUCUCAGAUGCUGGAGGCGCCCAGGCCACUGCCUCCGAAGGCUAAGAACAGUAGUAGUAGUUCACUAGCAGCCUCCUUCCAGCAGAGGGUGCCAACAGCCUUAUACACGUGCAGUCAGUGUAGCAGCGGAUCUAGUGUCGGAAGCACUGCCCCAGGGAGCACUAAUGGAAUAGCUGGAGGAACUAUAAUCAGGCAGGAUUUCCCUCCGGGCAACGGGGCACCACACAGCACAGUCAUUGUUCACUCCAACAGCACCACUUCUCUGGCCUCGCAGUCCUCUUACAGCCUGCUGAGCGCUCUUGAAGGAUCUGGGAUCACAGGAGGAGGAAGUAACAGAGACAGGGCAGAUUAUGUGAAUUCAGCAUUUACUGAGGAUGAAACACUGAACCAGUCAUUGAGGAAUCUGGCGCUAGGAGGAAAUGAUGCAUCAGGACUAGUUGUGAAACGCCCACCUCCCUAUCAGUGGGACCCAGCAGCCACAGAGGAGGUGUGGGUUCCUCAGGAACGGACAGCCACCCUGAGUACUGCUGGACCCCCCGGACCCCACAAACCACCUCCACUUAUUCUUAGCCCUGCUCAGCACUUAGAUGUGUCCAGGCUGCCUUUUGUCCUCUCUCCAAAGUCCCCCACCAGUCCAAGUGCUGCUUCAUUUCAAGCUGCUGCGGCAGCCGCAGGAUACCAAAUCUCUCUCCAGUACCCUCCAUCCUCUGCCUAUCCUGGGGCCCAGCUACAGCCCAUCCAAGGGUCCUCACGCCCCUGCUCCUCCCCAAAGGAGCUUGUUGCACCAGUACCCUUCUCACAGCAGGAUGCAACCCUUGUCUUACCGCCUGGUUACCAUGCAAACCUGGCAAACCUCACCUGCUGCCCUCUUCCACCCCUGUAUCCAGGAGGAAGUUCUUGUGCCGGCCUCCCUAUUCCCUCCAUUGCCCUCCACACUCCUUGGGGUACAUAUAACUCUUGCCCUCCUAUGUCCAGUCCUGCAGUGCCACUACCACCCAAAGCCUCCCACAUGGCAGUAGACAAAAAUGUCCUUUCGCCUCCUCCUCCACCCCCACCCCCUCCACCUCCACCUCCACCAGUAGAGCUGCAGGAGGCCAUGGCAGACGCCGGGGAAGGCUUCCAGGAGGUGCUCUCCUUGACCGAGAGCCCUGUCCCACAGCGGUCUGAUAAGUUUGUAAAGAAAAACCGCAAGCGAGUGGAUGGGCGCGCCGAGGAGGUUAACGUGCCGCCUUUGCCUGAAGGGAGCAAGUCGAAAAAGGAGAGCAGAGCUUUGGGUGAUUUCAACUCCCUUAUCUCUAGUCCAAGGCUGGGAGGGAGGGACAAGAAGAAGCUGAAGGGACAGAAAGAGCAGCAGCUGAAGGCCAAGAAGCUGAGUAAGGGCACUGCCAACAGUGAGUUCCAAGACAGUUCAGAGAGUGAGCCAGAGCUCUUCAUCAGUGGAGAUGAGCUGCUCAAUCAGUGCCAGAGUGGUAAGAAGGGCUGGAAGAGUAAGAGGAACCUGAGGGCUGCCAAUGAGCUGGACGAGAUAAAGUGUCGGAAGGCCAACGAGAAGGAGGACCGAGGGCUGGGCAGCCAGGGCUUCGUGUACGUCAUGGCAAACAAGCAGCCACUGUGGAAUGAAGCCACACAGGUGUACCAGCUGGACUUUGGUGGGCGCGUCACACAGGAGUCUGCCAAGAACUUUCAAAUUGAACUGGAGGGCAGACAGGUGAUGCAGUUCGGCAGGAUAGAUGGCAAUGCCUAUAUCCUGGACUUUCAGUAUCCCUUCUCUGCUGUGCAGGCCUUUGCAGUGGCUUUAGCCAAUGUUACUCAACGCCUCAAAUGAGAUGUCCCCUCCCUACUUACCCUGAGUUAUAUCUGGGAUUUAAAUGCAAUCUGUUGGAGGGGCACAGUUGUUUCAUUUGAGAUUAAUAAUCUUUGAUUUAGAGAGGAGACUUAAAUCAGCCCGGGUUCAUAGAAAGAGAUACAAUCAUUCUGCACUACACAAUGCUGCCACUAGAGUUGGUGCAAUAAGCAUUGCUUGCAUUUGCCAAGGUCGCCCUCAGUCAGUGGCUCCUUGCAAUGCAUGUAGGGCCAAAGAGCUGAGCUUUGGUAAUCAUCAUGCAAAUAAAUGCUGCUUUAGCUAGUAGAAGCUUAUAGACAUGAUAACCUGUAAACAGAGAGGAAUUGUCGAGGUGCAGUUUUCAAAAGAAGCAGCAGUAAUACUUGAAAACCACACUCUGGAGAUCACAGUUGUUUAUUUCCCAGAGCGCACAGGUACUACUGGGCACUGAAAUCCAUUGCUGUACAAACUUCAGUGAAACAGUUACCACUUUAUUAUACUGCUUUUGCUUUUAGGAUUUUAUUAAAUGGCAGAGAGUAGGAGGGUCUUUUUGUUUUUACUCUCUGCCAUUCCUUUUGUUACUAUCUCAAUACUAUCUUGGCUGGAAUUGAGGCUUAGAUAUAUGCAUCAUUUAGGAGCACUACUAAGAGGUCACACUUUUCACUGUAGUAAAAGGUGUGUCACUGUUAAACACUUGGGAAGGUCGAGGAGUAAAUAUAGAUGAGUUGAACUGCAGUCGUUUCCACAUAGUUUCCUGGGACUUUGAAGGAAGAAGAAAUGUUACUCCGCUACAUGGAUUAAUUUAAAUGUAAUGUACAUUUUGUUCUUUAUCUAUUCAGAUAUGAAUUUUAACGUUAUUGUCAUUGUUUGUGAUAUCCAAUCUUCAUACCCUGUCAACAUUGUUUUCAACUUACCUGUUUUAUUUGGGAGAACUAGGGGCUGAAUUUGAAUAUUACUCUGUAGUCCAGAAUAAUUCAGGAGGGAGGGGUGGACUGAAUAGCUUUGACUGAUAUAUCCUGUACUUAGGGAAAUACCUACAUACGCUGACAUUGUCGUAAAAGAAGUCGCCAGGCCUGGAUUGAACAACUUAACCUCUGGCAUGAUGUGAUUUGUCACCUGCUGCCACUUCUGUGAAGUGAGUGUGUAGUUUGCUCCUGCUCUUCAAAUACCACACUAAACAUACAAGCAAGGUACAGGAAUUAUUUUUGUAUAUUUCACCUAUGCCAUUUCAUACUCUUUUCAGAAGUCAUGUAAAUACAUAUCAGUCAUGAUGUAAAUGUUGUAAAGAGACUUGGGUGACUUUGACAGAUGUCUGUUUACGCCUGUCUCCACUGUGUUUUAAGUGUCAUUUCAGGUGUGGAGCGUCGCUGUAGUACUGUUCAGCUCAACAGCUACAACCACAAACAAAAACAAGUUAAGACUUAAGCUGAAAUCAUUGUCACUGAAUCUUUGAAGUCAGAACUCCAAUGAAGGAUGAAGCUAUUGAAAUCUGUUCAUUUAGAAAGCUGACACUAAUAUCUGAAAAGCUGUUUUUUUCUUUCUUCUUUAAGGCAGUCACGCUUGUCUUUGUGUUGAACUAAGAACACAGAGCAGGAUAGGAGCAUGGGCAGUCAAUUAUUAGCCACAUUGCCAAAAUAAAUAAAUAGAUUUUUAUCAAUUUAAAGGAAUACUUCAUCAUGUUGACCUUGAAACCUUGAAGAAACAACAACAAAUUGUAAAUCGUAAUGAGUAAUUGAUGUACAAAUUAUCAUUACGGGGUUGAAAUAUUCCUUAAAGCUGGUAGCCAAACAAAAAAGGGCAGUAAUAUUGGGUAGGUGAGAUCAUAUUCACCUUUAACUUUUGUGCCAAAAUAUCCAUUUGCUAAGAUUUAUAGUAAAAAAAUGGGCCUAGAAGAAAGUGUAACUUGAUAUAAAGAAAUGUAUAACUUUGGACCAGCUAUGUUUUGGUCUUUGAAUUGAUGAGAUUAUUAAAUUCUUUAGUGUGAGCUUUAUUUAUCACAACCAGAUGCAUGUCUGUCAGAGGGGGUGGGGGCUGUAGGGAUGGGGGAUACAAUACAUAAUUAAAAAAGUCUCUUCUGAUCCAAAAAAAAGAACAUGAGCAUGUCAUGAAGAAAAUAUCCAUUUUCUGUGUUAGUUGUGCAAUAUUUUCUUGGGAGGGGGGGGUCCUUUGUUAUCACUUUUGACCACAGUUUGAUACCAUUCUUUUAGUUCAGCAUCUCAGUUGCAUUUUAUUUAUGAGAUUAUUUCCUGAAGGAGAUAUAGUAUCUAUACAUACUGUAUAUUGUGGAGUUUUCUGAACAUUUCCUUGUGUUGAUAAAACAGGUGGUUACAAGUGUAGCUCAGACGAUGAGAUGGGGUUUGGUCGGGGGCGGGGUUCGGGCAAGUUUUCUGUGUUUUGUGAAGUUUGCUUUGGAUGGAAAGAUGUGAAUGAGUAAGUGCCCAGUUUAGUGUAGUUGGUAGACUAGUUAUGUAGAGUGUAACUGUUAAGUCAAGGUGUGUCUGUAUUCAACUGUGCAGUCUACCAAUCCCAUCAGUGUUAAAUCUAUUAUCUUUAAACGUGUGUGUUCAUGGCUUCUUACACAUACACACACAUCAUUCACUCACAAGUGUAAACCACUGAGUUCAUGUUCAGAAUUGCCUCUAUGGACUUAGGUUAAGGAUUCACUUUAAACGGAUUUUACGAGAUGACCUGUUGUAGAUAUUGUAGGAUUUGGCUUUUCUUUAGAAAAGGUAUGUGCUUUGUAUUUGUAGUUGUAGACUUAAAUGACAAAAACACUUGAAAAGAAUCUGAGUCUGAUUUGGUGACUGAACGUUUAUAGUGAAUGGAUAGUAAGGCAUGCCAUGUAAAUUAUUUUAUAAUUGUAUAUGUCACGCAUCUUUUGAAUAAAACGUCAUUGUUUCCGAAAUAA
Molecule: messenger RNA, 5651 nt
Organism: Notothenia coriiceps (black rockcod)
Lineage: Eukaryota; Metazoa; Chordata; Actinopteri; Perciformes; Nototheniidae
Gene: tulp4a
Product: TUB like protein 4a
Exons: 2
Coding region: 23-2746 (907 amino acids)
Source: RefSeq, a predicted model, not a curated record